CAGUUUAUUAGCUAAAGAGAUUUGCUUACGGUAGCAUGGUUAAGGAAUGUUAAAAACGUAAACGUCGCGUUUUGAUUUUUUUCAACGUUAAUUGAUGCACGUCGGUUUGUGACGUUGGUCGAGCAAGGACAGCUUCUGAUAGAGAUCAUCGUUUGGGCGCAGAGUGCAGUGAAUUGUGUUUGAGUGGUCUACUUCCGACGGAUUGUGCUCAACGAUGACCAACUUCGGAAUCGCGCCUCUCUGAAGAUCUCCCGAUGUUGGCGCAGCUAGAUUACUUCCGAGACAGUUUGGUGAAGACAAACAUGAUGCCUCUGGCACCUACACCAAUAGUGGCAGUGCCGUCCAAGCCAAAAAUCGGGUUCUCAAUAGACUCUAUAGUGGGUGGUGCGAAUCAGCCAUCCAGUCCGCACUCGUCGCCGGUUCAUUUCUCGGAGAGCUCGGCGCCUUUGAGCCCUUCCAGUGACACGGACAAUAGGCUGAACGGUUCACCUCAAAGAUCGCCCAUAGGCUCUCCAAAACCCCCGAUCAUGGUGCCUGGGAUUCCGGCGCAUACCUUGGUUAGGCCGAGCCCGACGUAUGAGGGCAACAUGAUGUCCAAAGGUGGCUUCAUGCAGCCUGAGCUCAUGCAUAAUCACCCUGGUCAGCAUCCUUUCGCCUUGGCUGCUCAUUUUCAAGGCGCUGCUCUGGCAGCGGCUCUUAGCUCGGGGCAGCACCAGUUCAAUCAGCCGUCACCCUUGAAUCCUCACACUCCACCAAGAGACAGUUAUCCCCUUUACCCGUGGCUCUUAUCCAGGCACGGCAGGAUAUUCCCACAUCGGUUUCCAGGAGGACCGGACAUACCAGGCUUCCUUCUACAGCCCUUCAGAAAACCGAAGAGAAUACGGACGGCUUUCAGCCCGUCGCAGUUGCUCAAGCUAGAACACGCUUUCGAAAAAAACCACUACGUAGUUGGCGCCGAAAGGAAACAAUUAGCGCAGUCCCUAUCACUCACAGAAACUCAGGUCAAAGUGUGGUUUCAAAACAGGAGAACGAAACACAAAAGAAUGCAGCAGGAGGAAGAGGCCAAAACGAGUCAGGGCGGUAAAGGUCAGCAGAAUUCACAAAAUUCCCAACAGAACUCUCACCACGUGAACAAGUGGAAACAAGAGACUGGCGAGGAUGACCAAUAUGGCGAAUAUAUCGAUAUGGAUAUGGACGAAGAGUGUAGCAGUGACGUCGAAAGUGAUACUUGAGGAAUCCUCGAGCGACAUAUGUAAAUUGUAAAUAAAUUGUACAAAUUCAUACAAGUGGCAAUAUGUACAUUGAAGAGGUAGUGCCAACGAUGUGCCAAAAAACUUUCUAGUGCCAAUCUCGAUAUACAAACUAGAAAUUUAGUACCAGUGUAUAUAUUAUUUAUUUUUUUCGAAAUUUGUAUUUAUUUCUGUAAAUAUUCAGUUGACUGUAUUUGCCUGGCGUACAUACAAUGAAUUUUAUGACCUUUUUGUCACAAAAGAAGCAUUUUUAUUCUCACCUCACUCUGUGAAAAAUUAUAGGUUUUUAAAUUGUUAUUAUCCUGUGAAUUUACGAAUAAUCCUUCUCGAUUCAUUGUAGCUUAAUCGUUUGCGGUGUCUUUUGUAUAUUUGUUGUUGAAGUUGAGUAAGAUUGUACGUAUGUAGUUGAACAUAGAAGAAGAUUAUAUUGAAAAGAUUGUACUUAAAUGGAUUCUAUUUGAAAACAUAAAUAUGAGAAAAAUAAAAGUCUCGAAUGUGA
This is a messenger RNA of Coccinella septempunctata (seven-spotted ladybird), 1749 nucleotides long. RefSeq names its product homeobox protein EMX1-like (gene Ems). Gene Ontology annotation, biological process: central nervous system development; regulation of DNA-templated transcription; brain development. NCBI's taxonomy places the organism in Eukaryota, Metazoa, Arthropoda, Insecta, Coleoptera, Coccinellidae. Gene Ontology annotation, molecular function: DNA-binding transcription factor activity, RNA polymerase II-specific; DNA binding. The record is from RefSeq and is a predicted model, not a curated record. Bases 255 to 1232 code for a protein of 325 amino acids. The transcript is spliced from 3 exons.